UUCACACUUGCACCAAACAAACCGACCUGUGUGCUAGAUAACACUAUCGAUUUCUGAUAAACUGGUUGAUCCAGGAUUUAUAUCAACUGAGCGUGAUCAGAGUGAUGAAGAAUGCGAUGAUGAAGAUGAGGUGGUUUAAACUCCGCCCAUAAACCUCCAUUUAAACAUCAGCUCAACCAUCAAGCAAAACAUCUCGGAUUUAUAUGCUGAUUCUUUGAUGGUAAUGCUGCCAUGCCUCCUCCAUCAGAUAUUGUGAAGGUAGCCAUCGAGUGGCCUGGAGCAAAUGCUCAACUCAUCGAAAUCAACCAGAAGAAACCACUGUCGUCCAUCAUUAGAGAAGUGUGUGAUGGUUGGUCUCUGUCGGGUUCAGAGCAGUUUGCUCUGCGUUACGCUGAUGGUCCACAGCUUUACAUCACUGAACAGAAUCGAGAUGAUAUUAAAAAUGGGACCAUACUGCGAUUAGCCAUCUCUCCUAUGCGUGCUGCCCGACAGCUGUUGGAGCGGAUCCAGUCUCAUAGUAUAGAUGCCCGUCUGGAGGCAUUGAAAGAGCUUGCCAAACUUUCUGCCGACCCCACAUUUGCCACUGAAUUCAUUAACAUGGAAGGGCUGGGAACACUUGCUCAGCUGGUGGAGAGCGGCACACACUUUGGAGAGAUGUUGGCGUUCACUCUCACAGCAUUUCUGGAGCUCAUGGACCAUGGCAUUUUGUCCUGGGAUCUGAUUUCGGUUUCCUUCAUCAAACAGAUUGCAGGUUAUGUGAAUCAGCCAAUGGUAGAUGUGUCGAUUCUUCAGCGUUCACUGGCAAUUCUGGAGAGUAUGGUGCUGAACAGUCACAGUCUGUACCAGCGCGUCGCUCAGGAGAUCACUGUCGGACAACUCAUCGCACACCUGCAAGUGUCUAAUCAAGAAAUUCAGACAUAUGCUAUUGCUCUUAUCAAUGCCCUGUUCCUCAAGACACCAGAGGACAGACGGCAGGAGAUGGCAGGUACACUGGAACAGAAACAUCUUCGUGCCAUCAUACUCAAUCACAUCAUUCGUGGUAAUCGACCAGUAAAAGCUGAAAUGGCACAUCAACUAUACGUGCUGCAGGUUUUAACCUUUACCCUUCUAGAAGAACGCAUGAUGACCAAAAUGGAUCCGAAUGACCAGGCACAGAGAGAUAUCAUCUUUGAACUAAGAAGAAUUGCGUUUGAUGGAGAUAAUGAUCCCAGCGGGACAGAGAAGAGGAAAGCCAUCUACACGAAAGACUACAAGAUGCUUGGCUUUACUAAUCCUUUGAAUCCUGCCGUGGAUUUCACGCAGACACCACCGGGAAUGCUGGCGCUCGACAACAUGCUGUACCUCGCCAAACUACACCAGGACACAUAUAUCAGAAUUGUUCUAGAAAACAGCAGUCGUGAGGACAAGCAAGAGUGUCCAUUUGGUCGCUGUGCUAUUGAACUUACGCGCAUGCUGUGUGAUAUUCUGCAGGUUGGAGAACUGCCGAAUGAAGGGUGUAAUGACUUUCACCCAAUGUUUUUUACACACGAGCAUGCUUGGGAAGAGUUCUUCUGCAUCUGCAUACAACUGCUCAAUAAAACCUGGAAAGAAAUGAGAGCUACGGCCGAGGAUUUUAACAAGGUGAUGACGGUGGUACGUGAGCAGAUCACUAGAGCUCUAGCUAUGAAACCCUCAUCUCUGGAGCAGCUGCGAGUGAAACUGCGCAAUCUGAGUUACUCAGAGAUACUGCGUCUACGUCAGUCUGAGCGAAUGAGCCAAGACGACUUCCAGUCUCCACCUAUAAUUGAGCUGCGUGAUCGUAUUCAGCCAGAGAUUGUAGAGCUCAUCAAACAACAGCGACUGAAUCGUCUGUGUGAAGGAAGCUGUUUCCGCAAACUCGCCAACAGACGAAGACAAGAGAAGUUUUGGUUCUGUCGUCUGUCUUUGAAUCAUAAAGUUCUGCAUUAUGGUGAUCUGGAUGAGUCUCCACAGGGCGAAGUUCCUUUUGAACUGCUCACAGAUAAAAUUUCAGUGUCUGACAUUAAAGCAGUAUUGACUGGGAAAGACUGUCCUCACAUGAAAGAGAAGAGUGCGCUCAAACAAAACAAGGAAGUGUUGGAGUUGGCUUUCUCCAUCCUCUAUGAUCCAGAUGAAGCGCUCAACUUUGUGGCACCCAACAAAUAUGAGUAUUGCAUCUGGAUGGACGGGCUCUCUGCUCUAUUGGGAAAGGAGUUGGGGAGUGACCUCACACGAAGUGACCUCAACACAUUAAUGAGCAUGGAAAUGAAGCUCCGCCUCCUUGAUCUGGAAAACAUUACGAUCCCUGAAGCACCGCCCCCUGUGCCCAAGGAACCCAGUACUUACAACUUCACCUAUAAUUAUGGAUGAGACGUUUGUCCAUUUCCUGUGUUUGCAUUUGCUUGUGUGUGUUUUUCACUCUUUAAAGGUGAAGUGUGUUUUUUUUUUUUCCAAUGUUAAAAUACUUCCUCCUAUCUCAGUGGACUGAGGCAAAACAUUGCUCUGUUUGUUUGAGCGGCCUGACAUGUCAACUUUUUGGCUCAACAAAUGGUGGAAGUUUGGGGUGGGAAUACCUGUUUUACAGAUGAGGGGGAAAUAAGCAAUUCCAUUUGGUGUGGCUGAUGGUGCAGAAAUAACACACUUCACCUGUAGGCUAGUGUGUGUGCUUUUACAUUCACUAGUCUUGGUUUAAAGAGUAUUUUUCAAUUCUUUAUCAAAUGUUGGUAAGGCGGUUCUUCUGACUACAAAUGUUUGAUUAAAAAAGAGCUGGAAUUAUUGCACAGUACACUUUACACAAAAAACAACAACACUACUUUUAUCUGCUACACACUCUUGAAAAACUUGCAUUUUUUCUCAUAUCCCAUGUUAUCAAGUUUACACAAAGAUCAUUUUCUUUGAGGAAAUUAACUAAGAAUGAAUUGCAUCUGCUGAUAUUAAUUUAUUUGCACGCACUGUUUGCAUUGUUAUAGCACCUGAUUUACUUAAGGAAUUAUGCAAAUCAGUUAAUAGCAUAAACAUCCACAAAAUCUGUGCUGAACAUAAUUUGCAUGGCGCAAUUACUGAACUUGCGGGGGUAUGGACUGCAGGAUACAAAAUACUUGUUUUUUUUUUAAUUAUUUUUACAACCUGCUAAUAGUAUGACAUUAAAGGAAAAGUUCACUCAAAAAUUUAAAAUGCUUUUGUAAUUUACUCACCCUUAUGUUGUUCCAAACCACUAUAACUUUCUUUCUUGUGUGGAACUCAAAAGAUGUUGUAGUUCUUUCCCAUUUUUUUCAAUACAAUGGAAGGUGGUAGCAACUUUGAAACUUUUCAAACUUUACAUUUAUGCAGCGAUGUAAUAUGUUAAAAGCCUAUAUGAGUAAAAAUGAAAGAAUAAUUAAGAAUAAAAAAUUAAGAACUUUGUACACCCUACUGUCUGCAGACAACUAAUAUUUACUGACAUUUGCUAUUGUCAAUACAAAUAUAUUUUUGUAUUUGAUGUGAAAGACACUGUAAGAAACAAAGGUUGCUUGAAAGAAAGAAUAAGAGUGAACAAAAAGAUAGAAAUAGUGUUACGUAGUGUAAUAUUGAAUACUGACCCGUACUUUAUGACUAACACAAUUAACUACUGAUGUCAAUGUAUUAUAACCUCUCUGAGGCUGUCAGAUAUAACAAUCAAAAUAGUGAACACUCUGUCCAAAAAACACACUGGCUAUCGCUAUACAAUCCUUUAAAAAUCUGUUAAAUAUUAGCCAUAUCAUUUCAUUCUUGUAGACUACACAUUUAUCUGGGGAUUCCUUUAUUAUAAUAAAAUGGUGCCAUUUAAAUGAUUUACACACCUUAUGUAUUUACCUGUGGUUGCUUUCAUAUUGCUUUGCAAAGUGUACGGUUAUUCCGUGUGAAACUUGAUAAAGAAAAUGUAUAACUCUAAUACUGGUAUAAAAUGGAUUACAAACAAAGGUAUCAUUAUUUGCUCAAAUAUAACUGUUUCAGAUGGUAGAUUGUGUACAUGUUGUUAGUUGGCAGGAAUCAAUGCCAUAUGGAAUAUUGUAUACAUAAUAAAUAUGUAGUGCCUUCAGAAAGUAUUAACUCCCAUUAUUUCAAAUUUAUCAAAAUUAGUAGAUGAAAUCAGCAUUAAAAAUAGUAUUGGAUACAUUUUUCCUCUUAAAAUGUGUUGAAUGUGUUGUUGAAUGAGAAAAAAUAUUUCACUGAUUUAGAAUUCAGUGAUAUAACAGGGACAAAAUACUGAAUACCUGUGUGUGAAUACUUUCUAAAGUCACUGUACGGUAUAUAAACUAUAUAUUGUGCUGCCACAGUAAUUGAAAUGAAUUUGUGUGCCAUAAUAAAAACUUUA
Messenger RNA from Xyrauchen texanus (razorback sucker), 4330 nucleotides. It is a transcript of the gene elmo2, whose product is annotated as engulfment and cell motility 2. Gene Ontology annotation, biological process: actin filament organization; cell motility. The transcript is spliced from 21 exons. Bases 232 to 2367 code for a protein of 711 amino acids. The record is from RefSeq and is a predicted model, not a curated record. Lineage: Eukaryota; Metazoa; Chordata; Actinopteri; Cypriniformes; Catostomidae.